This is a messenger RNA of Echinostoma caproni, 388 nucleotides long. The record is from the annotation of a GenBank genome assembly. NCBI's taxonomy places the organism in Eukaryota, Metazoa, Platyhelminthes, Trematoda, Plagiorchiida, Echinostomatidae.
AUGGAUUAAUUCGGCGGAUGAAGUGGAAACCUUACGUUUAUGCGACUUGGCUCGUCUCCCCCGUUGGACAAUACGUCAACCGCGGAAUCGAGCAGUGCAUACCGAACGGUCGAAAUCGAGAUUGGCCAGCGACAAAAGAUCUCACAAACCGACAGAAAAUUUUUUGACGCAAAUUGUUGAGACAGCCGAACGAGGAAAAUUGGACGGAUCUCGUGCUCGAUUGGCUAACUGGGGUUCAAUUAUGAGCACUGGUUUGUUGGCUCCCGGACGUCAGUGCCGCAUUUGCCUGAUGUCGUUCCAAAUGGGUGAUGAGGUUCGUCGUCUGGUUCCCGGAUGCGAACAUAUUUUUCACGCGGCCUGUAUCGAUCCAUGGCUUUUGCACCAGUAA